Nicrophorus vespilloides is the source of this 984-nucleotide messenger RNA. RefSeq names its product phosphoserine phosphatase. Gene Ontology annotation, molecular function: magnesium ion binding; L-phosphoserine phosphatase activity. Gene Ontology annotation, cellular component: cytoplasm. The transcript has 5 exons. The coding region runs from base 246 to 920 and encodes 224 amino acids. Gene Ontology annotation, biological process: dephosphorylation; L-serine biosynthetic process. NCBI's taxonomy places the organism in Eukaryota, Metazoa, Arthropoda, Insecta, Coleoptera, Silphidae. The record is from RefSeq and is a predicted model, not a curated record.
GGUCCGCAUCAGUCCGACCUCCGUUCCUCCAUCCGUUUAGUGCAGUCAAAUGGUGCUCGUAGGAAUCCUCUGACCUUGUGUUGAAUUUAAUGGGACGAUAAAUAUAAAAAGAAGAGUAUCCAUACACAAACUCGCGCAUCGAGCGGACAGGGAAUUAUCUCCGAAGAAACAAGUAUAAAUUGGAUCGGGAUCCGACGAUCCGGUCUUUCAACAUCUAGUCACUAAACACAAAACAAUCGCUCGCAAUGGUCCUCUCCGAGAUAGUCAAACUAAUGAAAGUCGCCGAUUGCGUCUGCUUCGAUGUGGACUCAACAGUAAUCAAGGAGGAAUCCAUCGACGAGUUGGCAAAAGCUUGCGGCAAAGAGAGCGAAAUUGCCGAACUCACCAAGCAGGCGAUGGGCGGAAAAAUGCCCUUCGAGGAGGCGAUCAGCCGACGUUUGCACAUCAUGAAACCCAGCUUAGAAAUAUUGAAUGACUUCAUCGAAAAUAAUCCUCCAAAUUUAACGCCCGGAAUUAAGGAAGUCGUCGAUUAUUUCCACGCAAAUAAUAUUCCAGUUUAUCUUAUUUCUGGGGGAUUCAAGUCGAUAAUAGGGCCGGUCGCUGCGAAACUUAACAUUCCUUACACGAACAUUUACGCCAAUCGCCUGAAGUUCUACCACAAUGGAGAAUUUGCUGGAUACGAGGAAUCCUCGCCGACCGCCAAAACUGGCGGGAAGGGUUUCAUUAUCCAUGACUUGAAACUGACGAAGAAUUACAAGCACGUCGUACUUGUCGGUGAUGGAGCUACUGAUUUAGAAGCCUGUCCACCAGCUGACGUCUUUGUUGGAUUCGGAGGUAACGUUAUUAGAGAGAAUGUUCGCAACAAGUGCAACUGGUAUUGCACGAGUUUCGUGGAUCUCGCGGAAGCUCUUACUAAAUAGAAUUUUAUCUCUACCAUGUAUUUUAACAAUAAAAAACGUUAAAGAUUAUUUUAUCUAAAAGAAA